Messenger RNA from Puntigrus tetrazona (Sumatra barb), 5989 nucleotides. RefSeq names its product sema domain, immunoglobulin domain (Ig), transmembrane domain (TM) and short cytoplasmic domain, (semaphorin) 4Gb (gene sema4gb). Bases 430 to 3093 code for a protein of 887 amino acids. The transcript is spliced from 15 exons. Gene Ontology annotation, molecular function: semaphorin receptor binding; chemorepellent activity. Lineage: Eukaryota; Metazoa; Chordata; Actinopteri; Cypriniformes; Cyprinidae. The record is from RefSeq and is a predicted model, not a curated record. Gene Ontology annotation, biological process: axon guidance; neural crest cell migration; negative chemotaxis.
UUGCGUUCUCAAAAAAACUUAAAGAAAUCUAAGAUAUUGUAAAUCAAUGCAUUCGAGAAGUGACAUUGCGACACAAAGCCUGGGAGGCGUGGCCUCCGUGAAUAUUAAGCAGAGAGGCGUGGCUUGGCUUCACCUGAGACUGCUCCGAGGAGCGUGCAGCAUGUAGCGCAGUACACGGUCAGAUCUCUGGAGCAGAGGCAUCAUUAGAAGAACAACAGGGAAUCCAGUGGAAACACGGGAUGACCGAUGCUUACUUUUUCUGAAAGAGUCAGCGGGAAACCUUUGACAGAGCAAGGAUGAGUUAGCAGCCCAUGACUGCACUGCUGGAAGCGGGAGCUUGUUCUAGUGAAUCAGCAUCAAUUACACAACAACAUUAUCUUCAGGAAAGCACUGCUGGAGGAACCUGCCUGGAUCUUAGCAGAACCUACAAUGUUGAUCAUGCGGCGGAACAAACAGCCCAACUUCAACCUGUUGGUGCUUGGAUACCUAAUACAUGUCAUUUGGGGUUUUCCAUUUGGACCGGUUCUUGACGUGGAUGUCACCCCCAGGACAACUGUGCAUGUCAAAGGGCUGCUGGGUUGUAAUCAUUUCCGUGGAGCUGCAGUGAACUACAGUUCUCUUUUAUUGGAGGACGGACCAGGGCUGUUGUAUGUUGGUGCCAGAGAGGCCAUUUAUAAGCUGGACACCACUAACAUCUCUGACACCAGUGUUUCUGUUUCUCUUGAAUGGGCAGCGUCUGCAGAACAGAAAAGGCAGUGCCUGAGCAAAGGAAAGAACAAUCAGACUGAAUGCUACAACCAUGUGCGGUUCCUGGACAGAUACAAUGACACUCACCUGUACACCUGCGGGACGCAUGCCUUCAGACCACGCUGUGCUUACAUAGAUGUGGCUCGCUUUACCUUUGUGCGUUUUGAGGAGGGAAAGGAGAAAUGUCCUUACGACCCUGCAAAGGGCUACACUGGAUUCCUAAUAGAUGGUGAAAUGUACUCGGCCUCCCAGUAUGAGUUUCGUAGCAUCCCUGAUAUACGAAGAAAUUUUCCCUUCCCCAACUUGAGGACGGACGAUUCCCCAACAAGAUGGCUGCUUGAGUCAGAUUUUGUCGGCUCAGCGCUACUCAGAGAGAGCAUCAACAGCUCCAUCGGGGAUGAUGACAAACUCUACUUCUUCUUUACGGAGAGGAACACCGAACCGACGGCUUACUCCAGCCAGACCAAAGUGGCCAGGGUGGCCCGUGUGUGUAAGGGGGACAUUGGAGGACAGAGGACUCUUCAGAGAAAGUGGACGUCCUUUCUCAAGGCCAGACUGGUGUGCGCCAUUCCUGAUUAUGAGCUUUAUUUCAACGUGCUACGCAGCAUUUUCGUCAUGGAGGGAAACGACGUACACGACAGUGUCUUUUAUGGUGUUUUCGGACUUGAGUGGAGAAAUGUUAAGAUGUCUGCAGUGUGUCAGUAUUCACUCAGAGAUGUCCAGAUAGCUUUUGACGGGCCUUACAUGGAACUACAGGACACCAAAUGGAGGGAAUACACUGGGAAAGUUCCAGAACCAAGGCCUGGCUCGUGUAUAACCGAUCAGCAUCGGGCCCAGCUCAUAAAUUCCUCCCGGGAUCUCCCUGACAAUGUACUGAAUUUCGCUCGGAGACAUGCUUUAAUGUCCGGACAGAUCCAGCCUGUGGGAGGACGUCCUGUGUUGCUCCAGAGGAGUGCAGACUACACUAAGAUUGCUGUAAAACAAGUUGUGGGUUUGGAUGGACUCGUCUAUGACAUGCUCUUCAUUGGAACAGAUGAGGGCUGGUUACACAGGGCUGUGAAGAUUAGAGACCACGUUCACAUCAUCGAGGAGCUUCAGCUGUUCGAGAAGAAACAACCAAUCAAUAACAUGGUGAUAUCACAAAAACAGAACAGCAUCUAUGUGAGCGCAGCCUCUGGAGUGGUGCAAGUACCCCUGUCAUCCUGUGAGCGCUACACCUCCUGUUAUGACUGUGUGUUUGCAAGAGAUCCGCUCUGUGGCUGGGAUGGCAGAGAGUGUGCUGAAAUAGCAGCUUAUGCUAACAGGUCCAGUCUUAUCCAAGACAUCCAGAUGGGAAGCAGAGGCUGUACGAACAUUACAAGUGAUGGUUUUGUCAUGCACCGUACUCGUGCCGUGAUGGCGGGAGAUGAUGUUCUGUUACAAUGUGAGAUCCGCUCUAACCUGGCCACCCCUCACUGGACGCUGAAUGGUCAGGAGCUGGAAGGCUACGAUGUCGACUUCGGCUACCGAACUGGCACAGAUGGCCUCCUCAUCAUUGGAGCUCAAAACCAGCAAAGUGGACACUACCGCUGUUACGCAGUAGAGAACGGCGUCUGGGUUCCUGUUCGCAGCUAUAUGGUACGAGUCCAGCCCGUUCCACCCCCUGCAUCCCAUUUCUCAGGAAGCCCGACGGCUUUACCCGAAAGCUUCUUUACUACCACAACUGCCCCAACUCCGAGUCCCUCCAGCGGUCCUGUGGAGCAGCUUCUGUCGCCUCCACCAGCUCUGUUGCCUUCAAGACCGGAGUUCCAGACGUACAGGCACAUGGAGGCUAUGUAUAUCUCUCUGGUGGCUGUUCUCGGCGGGCUUUGCCUGGUUCUGACGGUGGUCCUCCUGUACGUUAGCUUCUGUGCACGCAACUCUCCCAAUGCCAGAAAGUACUCCCAGCAAGCUCUGUCCAUAACCACAGCGCCCGACCGAAAGAGGAGCUCGCACUUUGAGCUCAAAACCAUCUCCAGCCACUGCAAUGGCAGAGCGGAAGGCCGUAGCAGAGCGAUGUCACGAGAUGGAGAGUUUCUACAGAUAGUUCCGGUGGACAUCCAGUCUUCGCCUAGUAAGGAACCCCCACCCGCGCCGCCGCUUCCUAUGCCACCGCCCCUUCCCGCAUCGGAGUACGCCAAUGGACUGUCAGCCACAUUGCCCAGUGUGCUGAGAAAGAUGAACGGGAAUAGCUACGUACUCCUGAGGCAGACGGACACCGAAAUGACGUCUCCGCUUUACCACUCCUUCACCGAGGAGCUCAACAGGAUUCUAGAAAAGAGGAAACACACACAAUUGGACAUCCAACCAGAUGAGAGCUCUGUGUAGCGCAAUCUCGCACCGCUAUAUCGCCCCCUUGUGAUGUGGAGGCUUACAUUUUGUAUAAGAGCCAGGAGAACUGUGUUGUGAAGUUCUUUGUGAUCUCGAUAUACAACUUUAACUUAUUUGACGCAUUUGAGAAUCAUCUUGUGAAAAUAUAUUUGUGAAAACAUUGGUCGACUUUACGUAAAAUGUAGCUAAAGACCGUGCAAAGUGUAAAAAUGACAAGGUGGACUUCAAUCAAGAACAUGCAAAUUUACUGAACAUACUGAAUUUGGUUUUGUUGUUCUGUUUUCACUGAGAAUUAAGAGACUAAAGAACACUGUCCAAAGACUUUCUCAGCAAAGCAAUGCAUAUUUGUACAUAAUGUGGUGUUAUUACGCAAAUGCAGACGUUUACAGAUUUUUUUGUUUUUGCAUAAUUGCACCUGAUGUAAAUAACAAUCAUUUUAUUAUCGAAGAAUAUUAUGUGGAAAAUUCUUCGCACGUUCAUUAAUAAUUCAGAAAGAGUUUGGGUUUCGAGCUUGUUGACAUCAUGAGCGAGAGGGCACAUGUUCUUGAGCUUUUGACUUUUUAACAACGCAAUCCGGCGCUAGAUUGCAGGAGCAGCAGGCGUUAGCACAUGCAUCGUUGACAUCUACAGAUACAGAGGUGGUCAUUUUCAGAGCCACUCAGCUGUAGAAUUCAACGCCUCCUUCAGGGAUGAGUUGUGUUUCUCUUUGGCAGUGUGUCAGAACGAGUGAAUAGAUCUCAAAAUGGAAGCAACAUUCUCUCUGAUAUAUGAUUUCCCUGUCAAAUGCUGUCCAGCUUUGACAGAAUAUGCUUUUUAUAUUUAAAUGAAGGAAGAGAUGCUCACAAAGAGAAGCAAAUGCCAAAAUACCAGGACUUUUGAAGUUUGAUGAGUUUGCAUUUGGUUAAUUUUGUGCAUUUUGAAUGCAUGACAACAAUUGACUGUUUUAAACUCCAGACAUAAAUGUAUUUCUAUUAGGGCUGUCAGUUUAGUAAUGUAAUGUACUAAAAUGAAUUUUAGAAAUCUAAUAUACUACAGCUAAGAUGUUUGGGUUUCAUAUUCUAUGCUCACCAUCUAAAAUACAGUAAAAACAUCAAUAUUGUGAAAUAUUAUAACAAUUUCAUGUUAAAAUCUAAUUUAUUCCUUUUAUAGCAAAACUGAAUUUUCUGCAUAAUUACUUCCAUCUUCAACAUUUUUUUUAUAGAAACCAUAACACAUUUUUGCAGGAUUCUCCGAUGAAUAGAAAGUUCAAAGAUUUUUUUUUUUUUAUAUAUAUCUUACUAACACUAAACUUCAACAGCAGUGUACUGUUUAUUAAUUAUUUAUCAUGUUAAUAUUUACUGUUUUAACACAAAUAAUAAUGCCCCCUAAUCCAAAUACAAAAAAAAUAGCAAUUUCUUUGAUAUAAUGACAUUAAAAUGACUAUUUACUGAUUAUUUUUAUUUGGGGGCUUUUCUCAGCGACUGGGUACCUGAAAUCAAUUUGAGUCUGUAAUCAGCAUAUUGUAAUUAAUUAGCUUACAUUUAAACUGACAGGCCUAAUAUCUAUAUGGCUGCAUAUCUUAUUUCUGCUGUGUGUAUUGUGACCCUGGUUUUGUUCUGGUUUGUAAACAGUGUUACAGAGAGACGUGUUGAGUCAGCUCUUGUCGCUUCUCCCUAGUGGCUUUCCCAGCUCCGCUCGAGCUCGUGUUAGUCAGUGUUGCUGACAGGAACAGCGCUGCUUAGCAAGGACUCAAUCAAGAUGCAGAGAGAGAUGUGGAGUCUUUUCUUAAAGCAGCAGAAAGAGCAGAGAGAAACAUGAUGUGCUCGUUGGGGCCAGUAAGUUGUGAAGCUUGUAUACGUGAGUGCUGUCACACUGACACACUGUUCACCUUCUCUCAUUUUUUCCUUUCACUCUGGUGUUAUUUUGCCUCCAUGCACUUCAUGUCUGAUGAUCUACAUAACAUUUUUGAUCAGUCUUCCAUGAGACAUAUUUAUGUUGCAUAUGAGCGUCAUUAAAAAUAAAAAUCUACCUUUUUGGUUCACUGAUAUAAAUACAUUAUACAGGACUAAUUUUAUUGGGUUUUCGGGUUAAACAGGGUACUGCGGUUCAAAUAAUAAGGGUCCGUUUUAUAGCCAUUAGUACUUGUAUUCAGAAAGGAUGCAUUUUAUUUUUUAAAAGAGACAGUAAAGACAUUUAUAAUGCCACAAAAGAUUUCUGUUUCUAUAAAUGAUUGUCCUUGAUAAAAAAUAAUAAUAACAUCAUUUUUGGAAAUUAUGACAGUAAGAAAUGAUUCUUGAUUACAAAAUAGCAAAUCAGAAUCAUUUCUGAAGGAUGUGACACUGAAGACAUGAGCAAACAUUGCUGAAAAUGUAGCUUUUGCUGUCAAAACUGAUUGUUAUAGAAAACAGUUAUUAAAUUUGCAACAAUGUUUCACAGUAUUACUGUUUUUACUGUAUUUUUAACUGAAUAACUGCAUCCUUGAUGAGCAUAAGAGGCUAUAAACUUGAUUCAGCCGUGUGGAAAGUUAUUAUAUUGUGAUGAACGAUUACUAAGUCAGACUUUUUUCUUGCACGGAUGAAUUGUUCACCAUAUUAACGUGUAUUAAAAAAGUAAAUAAUUUUGAUUUCAUGUUGACUAAGUGCUGUAUGCCUAUGGUGUACCUCUAGUCAUAAACUGUGAUUCAUCAUGAUUUAAAUAUUAGCGGUUUGCUAUCAUUGUGUUUGUGAACAUCCACUGCCUUCCCUAUAAUCGCACAGAACGUUUUGCACUUAAUAUUUUCCCAAAGUUUUUGCUAUGCUUACAUGUCAGUCACGGUGUGUAUUCGUGGACAGAUCGUUUCACUAUUUUAGAGCUUAUAUUUACAAAAUGAUAUCUGAUGUUUACAUCCUAUUAAAAGUAUUUAUUAUCAUUGCAA